AUGUUCAACCCAAAACCAAUAAAUGAUCCCAAUUAUCGCAUACCGGGCCAGUGUAUUUGGUUAAAAUUAAAUGGUUCUUGGCCUUACGAUAAUCAUGAGGCAAAUAAAGAUUUCUAUUCGUCACGAUAUAUCUGGGGUUGGCUGUACACCGCCUGGUCAUGGUAUGUUGUGUGGUCGGUAGGCAUUACAAUCGGAUUUCAAACAGCAUUUCUGAUCAAUAAUCUCGGUGACAUAAUGAUGACAACGGAAAAUUGUUGUACCACAUUUAUGGGUGCCUUGAAUUUUGUCCGUUUGCUGCAUAUGCGCUUGAAUCAGCGACAAUUGAAAGUGAUCAUACAACAAUUUGUUGAGGAUAUUUGGAUAAAUAAAAAACAACAUCCUCAUGUUGCUGCCGUAUGUUCCCGCAAUAUGCGCACCUUCCGCAUUAUGACUGUGCUCCUGAGCUGCCUUAUAUCAAUGUAUUGUGUCCUACCAUUGGUGGUAUUAUUUUUUGAUGUUGGUCUAGAUGCCGAUGAAAAACCUUUCCCCUAUAAAAUGUUAUUUCCCUACGAUGCCCAUCAUGGUUGGCGUUAUGUUGUCACAUAUAUAUUUACAAGCUAUGCCGGAAUAUGUGUGGUAACAACACUCUUUGCCGAAGAUUCAAUUUUUGGAUUUUUUGUCACCUAUACAUGUGGUAAAUUUCAAAUUCUACAUGAACGUAUUGAUAAUUUGGUAUUGGAUGCCUAUGAAAGGGUGAGAAAUAAGGAGGAUACAAUGGAAAUACAGGAUACCUAUGUGAGGCUAUUAAAUCGCAUGGCUUAUGAUCAUAAUAAAUUAAUUGAAUUUGCUGCAAAAUUGGAGAAUUUCUUUAAUCCUAUACUCUUGGUGAAUUUUACAAUAUCCUCUAUUUUGAUAUGCAUGGUGGGAUUUCAAUUGGUCACGGGCAAGGACAUGUUUAUAGGUGACUAUGUUAAAUUCUUUGUGUAUAUGUCAUCUUCCCUGUCACAGCUGUAUGUUUUAUGCUGGAAUGGGGAUUCUCUUAUACAACAUUCCCUAGAGACGGCAAAUCAUUUGUACAUAUGCAACUGGGAAGGUGGACAAAUACGACCUACCUCCUCUAUAAUUCAAACUCUACAAUUAUCCGAACAGCUAUUUAAAAGGGGUCUACAAAAUAAAGAAUUAAAACGGAUUCAAGACACUUAUUAUAUUCCAGCAAACAAGAAGUUUCGUCAAAAUCUGGAAAUAAUGAUAAUGUGCAGCCAGAGGCCAGUGAAAAUAACAGCCCUCAAAUUUUCAACAUUAUCCUUGCAAUCAUUUACCGCCAUAUUAAGUACAUCGAUGAGUUAUUUUACUCUCUUGAAAACGGUAUAUGAUGAAAAUCAGGAGGAUGGUGCAACAAAUUAAAUAAAA
Musca vetustissima is the source of this 1389-nucleotide messenger RNA. It is a transcript of the gene Or13a, whose product is annotated as odorant receptor 13a. The record is from RefSeq and is a predicted model, not a curated record. Bases 1 to 1383 code for a protein of 460 amino acids. Gene Ontology annotation, biological process: detection of chemical stimulus involved in sensory perception of smell; sensory perception of smell. The transcript has 5 exons. NCBI's taxonomy places the organism in Eukaryota, Metazoa, Arthropoda, Insecta, Diptera, Muscidae. Gene Ontology annotation, cellular component: plasma membrane. Gene Ontology annotation, molecular function: olfactory receptor activity; odorant binding; ATP binding.